AUGCCGGGCCUGGAGGUGAGCCCGUCGGUGGAUUCAUCAGAACGACCGCUUUUCAGGUCCCACAAAACACUCCCGCGGAGGGGUCUCUCCAUUCCUACCGACACCCAACCGGCCUCCCCGGAGGAACCUGGUACAGUGGCCGCGCCGGCGCCUCCGUUGACUCCGCCCGGUGCGAUUCACGAUGAAGCCAUGGAUGACGAACCCACCCCCCGAAAACCCGACUUGCGCCCCGAGAAUUCCACGGGAAUGGUGACACCUCGUCGGCCCUCCAAACCCCCGACACCUGAUGUUACACCUCCUCAAACACUCUCCCUUAGACGACCGCCGCUCAACCAGUUUAUCCACCCUUCUUCUUCAUCGCGAGCCGAAUCCUUUCAGACUGCCCGUGAAGAAAUCUCAUCCGAUGGCGACAUGGAAACACCGGUUCAAUCAUCCCAGAACACCGCUCAAAGAAGCCGGCAGAAAGUUGCUUCAUUGCGACAGAAUGCGCCGAAUGGAGUCCGUGCAAAGCUCACCUAUACCAAAGACACUCCUUCGUCCGCCUCCCAACCCCACAGUGAGACAGAAUAUGAAACAGGGUUCGAAUCAUUUGAUGGGGAAUGGACCACCAACCAGAACGACGGAUCGCCAAAACCUUUAAAGGAAAAACGCAAGCCACCCGUUCGCAACCAAAGGGACACUCUUCUCGGUUCCAACCAGGACACGCUGGACGUGGUCCAUUUGGAUGCUUCCUUGACGCGCGAAAUGAACCUACGCGAUCGAGUACGGAGAACCAACGGAGUCCAUGAAAUCACCCCAACUCCAUCGAUGGAGCGAUUUCGCGAAGAGAUUGGCUGGCCAUCACAGGAUACCUCUUCGCAAGCCGCCGACCCAGAGUCUCGUCGGUUAUCAGCCCUAUCCUCUACCUCAACCGUGGAGGCGAUGAUCAUCGACUCCCCCAAGCGAGCGCAACGACUUUUGCGACAUACAGAGAAGCGCAGCUCACUUCGAUCGGUCAGCUCCCCCAUAACGAGGUCCGAGCACGCUUCCACUGCAUCGAAUCCCGAUUCCCAGCAUCGCCUUGUCCACAAGGCUGCUCGUAUCUCGGAAGAGAAUCGCCGAAGCAUCGCAUCCGAUGCAUCUUUCUCCACGAAAACGAUUGCGAGCACACCACGUGCAUCGGCCGACAUUAUUCGUGUUGUCGUGAUUCCAGAAAGACGAUCAUCGCUCCGGUCGGGACCUAAUAGUCAGAUUUCAUCCCGGCACGGUUCUCAGCGGUCUAGUCGACGCCCACCCGUAUCAGAGGGCUCGAGCUCAGUGAAUGGCCCUCGUCAAAAGAAGCGGACCAUGUCUGAUUCGUUUUCUAGCCAAUCCAGAGAUCGGGACUCGAGGGGUCGCCCCUUUGGUCGGCCGAUCAUUCCCCCUCGCAGCUCCUCGCUUUCUGCGCCCACGAGUCGAAACAAUUCUCGCUCUGCAUCCCUCACCUCGGAAAGCUUGCGUAGUCACACUCUCGCAAUGGAUCUGGAGAUGCAAAAGCGUCGGGACCUGCAACCAGUUUCACCACCCCGCCAUAACAUUUUGGGUUCAAAUGGUCAGAGCCACAAUGAUCAGAGACAAGCUCCGGGUCUUUCGCAAGCUCCCAAAUUACCCACGUUCUUGGUUAGCGCUGAAGAGGAGGACAUGUCAACCUUGCGUCCCCCAUCCCUUCCAUACACCCAGUGGUCAAUCCCGUCGUCUUCCCCGGGACCCAUAGAGAUCCGAGAAGCCACUGCAGUCAGCCUCUUUGCGCACAGAAAUCGAUCCUUACUUCUGGUCGACCAGCGACUGCCCCCGGGAGCGGAGGCUCAGACUGUGCCAUCAUUCCAUGACAUCAGACGCCAAAUUGACAACCCCAAGACCCCGGAUAACCCCACUGACCCGGCGAUGUACAACGUGGAUUCUCCUUUGAAGAACCCUCGCCCUCCACCCAAGCCACCCAUCUACAAAGCUCCCCAUUCUAAACCUCUCCCCCCGCUUCCUACACAAGCAGAUGGAGACGUUGAUACUGGCGAGCCGAAUCGCCGCCAAGGCUCCGUCCGUCGCCCCGGGACAGCGCGCCCACGCUCAAACUCCUUCACCACAAUCGUGCGCUCCCUAUCCAUCAAAUCCGCCAAGAACCGCAAAGCAGGACUGGAAAUGGACAGCCGGCUCCAUCCCAUGUGGCGCCCCCGCGGAUUCUGGGACGACGUAUCCGGAUCUCCAAAGAAGCAAAUCUCCCCCGGAGCCAACCCCCACCACCAUUCCAACGACUCGACUCCUCCCUUCGUCAACAACUCCCUAGGCCUCCCGCAGUACCGAGUUGUCAUCCAAGGCCCACCCUCCUUAGCUCGCCGCAGCCCCGAAAUGAGACGCAUGUUCAACAGCGUGCCCUCCGCGGCACACUACAAUGCCAGCAAUGCCAGCCUGGUGGAUCGAGGCAUGUUCCGGACCGGAUCCCCUUUCCACCCGAGUCGGUACCAGGUGCUGUCCCGGUGGGGCAUCCGGCUUCGCUCGAUGAAUGUGCGAAAUGUGCGGAAUCGUCUUAGACGCAUGCGGCAGAGGCGUGAUGAGAGGAAACGAGUCGCGAGGAGGGAGAACCUCAAGCAGAGUAUUGGCGCGCCGCUUCAUGUGGUUUCUGGUGCGUCGCAUGGGAUUACGCGCUGA
Penicillium verhagenii is the source of this 2661-nucleotide messenger RNA. RefSeq lists its product as uncharacterized. The transcript has a single exon. Bases 1 to 2661 code for a protein of 886 amino acids. NCBI's taxonomy places the organism in Eukaryota, Fungi, Ascomycota, Eurotiomycetes, Eurotiales, Aspergillaceae. The record is from RefSeq and is a predicted model, not a curated record.